AUAUCUCUCUCCUCCACACCACACCACUCGAAUCGAAUCCACCACACGGUACCCUCCUCUCUCCUCCUCCGACCACCAUGGCCAUGGCCACGCAAGCCUCCGCCGCCAAGUGCCACCUCCUCGCCGCCUGGGCACCGGCGAAGCCGCGCUCAUCCACCCUCUCCAUGCCCACCUCGAGGGCACCCACCUCCCUCAGAGCGGCGGCGGAGGAUCAGCCCGCCGCGGCGGCGACGGAGGAGAAGAAGCCAGCCCCCGCGGGGUUCGUGCCGCCGCAGCUGGACCCCAACACGCCGUCCCCGAUCUUCGGCGGGAGCACGGGGGGACUCCUCCGGAAGGCGCAGGUGGAGGAGUUCUACGUCAUCACAUGGACGUCGCCCAAGGAGCAGGUGUUCGAGAUGCCCACGGGCGGCGCCGCCAUCAUGCGCGAGGGCCCCAACCUGCUGAAGCUGGCCAGGAAGGAGCAGUGCCUGGCCCUGGGCACCAGGCUCCGCUCCAAGUACAAGAUCAACUACCAGUUCUACCGCGUCUUCCCCAAUGGCGAGGUGCAGUACCUCCACCCCAAGGACGGCGUCUACCCGGAGAAGGUCAACGCCGGCAGGCAGGGCGUCGGCCAGAACUUCCGCAGCAUCGGCAAGAACGUCAGCCCCAUCGAGGUCAAGUUCACCGGCAAGAACGUCUUCGACAUCUAGACUUCUUCUUCUUCUUCUUCUUCUCUCAUAAUCGACCUAUUAAUUACUUGUGUUUUGGGUGGAUGGACAUGUAAUUUUAAUCAUCUGUCAGGCUGCUCUUCAGUUAUUGAUGAUGGUGUAAUCGAUCGAUGGUGGGAUAUAAUCUCUUCUUAUAAUAUUGUAGUAUAUGUUUGGUGAA
This is a messenger RNA of Oryza sativa Japonica Group (Japanese rice), 867 nucleotides long. RefSeq names its product photosystem I reaction center subunit II, chloroplastic. The record is from RefSeq and is a predicted model, not a curated record. NCBI's taxonomy places the organism in Eukaryota, Viridiplantae, Streptophyta, Magnoliopsida, Poales, Poaceae. Gene Ontology annotation, biological process: photosynthesis. Gene Ontology annotation, cellular component: photosystem I reaction center; photosystem I.